GGCUCGCGGACCCAAAAAGCAUUUGAAGCGUCUUAAUGCUCCCAAAGCAUGGAUGUUGGACAAGCUGGGCGGUGUAUAUGCGCCGAGACCCUCGACUGGUCCUCACAAACUUCGCGAGUGCUUGCCGCUGGUGAUUUUUCUACGCAAUCGGCUAAAGUAUGCGCUCACCGGUAAUGAGGUCCUCAAGAUUGUGAAGCAGCGGCUGAUCAAGGUGGACGGUAAAGUGAGGACAGACCCCACAUACCCCGCUGGCUUUAUGGAUGUUGUUUCCAUUGAGAAGACCAAUGAAUUGUUCCGCCUCAUCUAUGAUGUCAAAGGACGUUUCACUGUGCACCGUAUCACACCUGAAGAAGCUAAGUACAAGCUUUGCAAGGUGAAGCGUGUGUCCACUGGCCCGAAGAACGUGCCAUUCCUGGUGACACAUGAUGGACGUACCAUCCGUUACCCCGACCCACUCAUCAAAGUCAAUGACUCUGUGCAGCUUGACAUUGCCACAUCCAAGAUCAUGGACUUCAUUAAGUUUGAGUCAGGCAAUCUGUGCAUGAUCACUGGCGGUAGGAACUUGGGAAGAGUGGGCACCAUUGUGUCCCGUGAGAGGCAUCCCGGAUCAUUUGACAUUGUACAUAUUAAGGAUUCCACAGGUCACACCUUUGCCACCAGAUUAAACAACGUUUUCAUUAUCGGCAAGGGCACGAAGGCUUACAUCUCUCUCCCGCGCGGCAAGGGAGUGCGUCUCACCAUCGCAGAGGAACGAGACAAGCGCAUCGCCGCCAAGGUCGCGGGCCAAUAA
Spodoptera littoralis (African cotton leafworm) is the source of this 790-nucleotide messenger RNA. NCBI's taxonomy places the organism in Eukaryota, Metazoa, Arthropoda, Insecta, Lepidoptera, Noctuidae. The record is from the annotation of a GenBank genome assembly.